Micropterus dolomieu (smallmouth bass) is the source of this 2498-nucleotide messenger RNA. RefSeq names its product transcription factor A, mitochondrial (gene tfam). Bases 180 to 1049 code for a protein of 289 amino acids. NCBI's taxonomy places the organism in Eukaryota, Metazoa, Chordata, Actinopteri, Centrarchiformes, Centrarchidae. The transcript has 7 exons. The record is from RefSeq and is a predicted model, not a curated record. Gene Ontology annotation, molecular function: transcription cis-regulatory region binding.
UCCACCCGGAGGAACUGAAGGCGCGUUUCGAAGAGUCUGCAUGUCAACAAGCAGCAGGGGAAGAGGCCUACUUUAGAUGAAAAACAUCUGAUGCAUGCAUAUAACUACACGUUUUGUGGGACAAUACGUUUAGAUUUAAUUAUUCCGCUUAACGGCCUUCAGCGUUUAUUUACACCGACAUGGCUCCGUUCAGCAUAAUGACAGCCAGUGUUAGCCUGUUGGCUAAGUCCUUCAGCAUCUUCUCCUGCACAAGCAGUCUGGCAAGGUGUACCAGUGUCCUACCAGCUGUGUACCUCAACCCAGUGAAAUAUCUGACCUCUCAGGCCAGUGGCCCUCCAAGAAGACCUCUGAACGGAUACAUGAGAUAUGUUCUGCAACAGCAGCCAAUCAUGACCAGACAAAACCCAGAAAUAAAGUCUGUGGAUGUCAUCAGGAAGAUCGCCCAGCAGUGGAGAACGAUGAGCCCAGAACAGAAACAGCCGUUUCAGGAAGCUUCUCUGCGGGCCAGAGAGCAGUUUAAGGUGGAGCUCCAGCGCUAUCAGGCUCAGCUGACCCCAGCACAGGUCCAACAACAAACCCUGGAGAAGAGACAGAGGAUGGCAAAGAGGAAGGCCAUCCGCAAAAAGAGGGAGUUAACCAACCUGGGAAAGCCCAAACGUCCUCGCACUGCGUUUAACAUUUUCAUGUCGGAGCACUUUGAGGAGGCCAGAGGAACCACUACACAGGCAAAGAUGAAGUCAUUGUUUGAGGACUGGAAGAAUCUGUUCAGUCAUCAGAAACAGGUCUACACACAGCUGGCCGAGGAUGACAAAGUUCGCUACAAGAAUGAGAUGAAGUCCUGGGAGGAGCACAUGGUGGAGAUUGGACGAGAAGACCUGAUCCGAGAGCAGACACUGUCUACCAAGAAAAAACUUGCCAAAACAGCCAAGAAAGGAACAAAGAGGGCUACAGCAGUGAAGAAGGCCUCUGCCACAGCAAAGUCAAAAACAACCAAAAAAACGACCAAAAGUGGUGCUGCAAAAACUGUCCGGACUACAAAGAAGACUUAAGGCGUGUUUAGCUAAUUGGGGGGGGGCGGGGGGGGGGUUUCAUGACACAUUCUGCUGCCCCAGAACUGUGCUCUGCUCGGUUUUUUCCUCUAACUUGAAAGUCCUAAAGUUCCCAGUUGACAUGAAUGCUUAUGCUCAACCGGGCGAAGCAUUUUACAGCAUUCAGACAGAUCAAGAUACUUUUUCAGCACCCCAUUAAUGCCUCUGUUCAGUGAAUACGACCCCAAAUACACCCUGAAAGCACACAGCGUGAGGUUUGUCAUCCUGCCUGUGAUUGGUUGGUUGAAUCCCUACAAAUGAUGUGUAGGAUUGUUCCAGAAGGUGAGUUACUUUGUGAAAUGUUAAUAUAAUGUUUCUGAAGCUUAGACAUUUAAGUGAAGCUUUAAAGUGAAUAUAGGAGGCACAGAUACUGUUUCUACUUUUCUGAGUGUAACCACAGGCUACUAGUACUAUUGUUGCCGUCCCAAGAACAGACACUCUGUAUUUGCUAUUUCAGAGUAUAAGUAAGUCAGGUGUUCUGUAUUUAUCUUGUCAACAAAUCCGUGAAAUGUUCAAAACCAACAAUGUGUUCGUGUGUCUCACUACAUUCUGACUUCCAGCCUGUGGCUCUCAGCCCCAAGUCCAUUGGUUCCUUCUGAAGACAUACAUGUUUUUGGACAACAAUGGAGCUCUAUCACAUGAAGUACCACAGACAGAGCAGGGAAUUCAGAAGGUACUGAGAGCUGAACGAAUACAUUGUUAGUUUUGGUAUUUUCAUAGAUUUUGAUGACGGUUAAGAAAAAAACCCAGCAGCCUGAUCUUGUACUGAGAGUAUGCCGCCUGUGGAAGUGCACUUCACAGUGCUGCUUGUUGGCCAUUUCUCAGUAAGUUGUACUCUGAGGAAAGGGCCAGUAGACAGCACUUCCUCUAAAGAUCAGAGUACCAGUUGCCAUGAAUGCAACCUGACUGAAUUAUUAGUCUCAUCGCUGAUAUCAAUGAGGCAUAAGCUUGUAGUCGCAGAGUCAAACUGAAAACCUGCUUUCUUUUAAGUAAGUGACUGACAUUUUGUUUUUUAAACACAAAAUGAUGCAUUGUUCCAGUCAAGCUUCUGAUUAGAUGAUUUUUGUACUGUUAUGCUUGACAAGAAAAUUUGCUCUUUUUUUUCACCGCCUUCGUCCAGAUGGUGGCAUAAAGGGCCGUUCCCUUCAGAUGCUAACUGAAGAAUACUCGUUUGUCCUGACUUCCAACUGUAUAAAGUCGGUCAUGUGUCACAAAAGCAACUUUCCAUUAUGUUUAAGGAAAAUCCAGAGUCUAUCUGGUCUUCAUGUUUGUAAAGUCACACCCCUGUUAAUGAUUAAGACAUUUCAGUACUGAUAGUUUGUUUUGCUUGUAGAAUGUAUUUAGUGCUACCAUUUUCACACAGCUUGUUUUCUUUGUGUUGUGUAUUUACUAAUAAACAUUAUACAUACA